Aquila chrysaetos chrysaetos is the source of this 15717-nucleotide messenger RNA. RefSeq names its product SMAD family member 9 (gene SMAD9). Bases 6726 to 8129 code for a protein of 467 amino acids. Gene Ontology annotation, biological process: BMP signaling pathway; regulation of transcription by RNA polymerase II; cell differentiation. Gene Ontology annotation, cellular component: heteromeric SMAD protein complex. The transcript has 10 exons. Gene Ontology annotation, molecular function: I-SMAD binding; RNA polymerase II cis-regulatory region sequence-specific DNA binding; DNA-binding transcription factor activity, RNA polymerase II-specific. The record is from RefSeq and is a predicted model, not a curated record. NCBI's taxonomy places the organism in Eukaryota, Metazoa, Chordata, Aves, Accipitriformes, Accipitridae.
AAAGCGGAUUCCUAAAAUUUUCCUUAUGUCUUACCUUAAAAUUGAGCUUAUUUGAAAUUCUAAACAAAAGAGUUCACCUUUUUCAAAUGAUGAGGCUUAGGUCAUGCAUUAUUUUCUGCAUGAUAAGUAAACUUCUGGUGACAUCUUCUUUAAAAAAAUUCUGCUUUUGGAUUGGAUGCCAAAGCUUGGAAGGGGGGUGCUAAAUUUAUGAUUUUUUUUUUUUUAAUUAAUUUGUGCAUUGUCUAUAAAGUUUUUUCAAAACUUAGCAGAUAAACUCUCCAGUAACUCUCUCCUUAUUAAGCAGUCUCCUUUAGCAACUGUGCGUAUGUCAGUCCAGCAAAAUACUUGAUAUCUUCCACCUCAGAGAUGCGGAGGUAAGACUAGAUUUACGAUCUUUGAUUUUUGUGGGGUUGGAUGCUAGAGCUUGGUGGCAGGGAAUUCUCUUAUGCUUUCAGUGGAUUUGAGCCAUGGAUGAAGGUCACUACAUGUCUUCAUAGCCCAGAUUCUGCUCUCUGGCUCUGAGGCUGAUAGACAUGACACUGGUCACAUCCAUAUGCCUACAUCUCCCUUCUCAGAUGCCUUUCAAAGCAGGCUGGCUACAUCUAAACUGUCUGUUGGAGAUAGUCCGUGACCUGCACUGACUGCCACACUAUGCCUCAAAAUUUUUUGAGAGUGGGGAUAGGCAGCUGUGGGACACCUGGCACAGUGCAGUUUACUUGUAUAGGUAUAGCCUGACACAUUCUGUUGCAGUGGGGAUAAAGGCCGAACUGGGAUGAAAAAAACAAAAGGAGUAAACUGGGACAGAAGAGAAUGGGGAGAAACAGAAAAGGAGACUGAUCUGGGACUGAGAUUGAAAGCCAGAGAGUGAAAUGGAAGAUGGGAAGUACCGAGACUGCAUGAGGAAUGAGGAUGGAACGAUGGACUCGGCAAAGAGACUGGAACAAGGGCGUGGGGAAGGAGACAGAUCAGUUAAUGGUGGAAAAAAGGAAGUGGUGUUAAUGAGGGAAGGGGAAGCUGAAGGGGCUCACUAAGCCAAGUCUUCCACAAGAAUAGGGUUAGGACAGAAAUUGUCUAAAACAAGUCAGGACUGAGGAUAUAGUGAUAUUAAGAGUCUGGGCUGAAACCCAGGAGCUCUUUUUCAGUGUUUCUUAGUUACUAUUUAACCUCUACAAAAUCCUUUGGCAAAGCAUAUCUGAUCUUCUUUCUGUGCCGGUCCAUAAAGAGAAUAACUGGCUACCAGUAUCAGUUACUCUUCCAGCCCUGGUCACUGAAAUCUGCAGUAGAUACACAGGCUCCGAUUCUGAACCGCAUGAAGGAGCAAUGGAAUCUUUCACAAAGAGAUGGGUGAUGAUACAAACCAAGUUUCAAUGAAAGCUCACUUUUAAGAGUUGGAAAGCGAGGUAUGAAGAACAUAGGAAACAGAGGUAGCCUUUCUGACUUGUUCCCACACUGUGUAUAUGUUCUAUGAGAGGAGAUACUUGCUUAUGUAAGGACUACUUUUCCUAAAGGACAUAUUUUUAGUGCAUGGAACUGAUUCAGGAAACGGUGAGUUAUAUGGCAAAGGCAACUUGGUUGAUUGGCCUUCUGUUUAGAAAAUGGAAGUUUGGAUAGAGUAUUAAAGGACAGGAUUAAAGAGAGGCACUAUAUUCUCCUUUAUCAGAUAAAGUUAAAAUAAGACAGGCAUAUGGUUCUUUUCCUUCUUGCCCAAAUGGUCAACACAUUCAAACAGGGUGUUAGAGGUACAGAUUCAGUUUGUCUGUUGUUUAAACCCACAUCCAAGCCCACAUCUUAAGGAGUGGUGAAAGAAUUCCCAAACCCUUCUGCAAAUCACUUCAAAGGGAUAUUUGGACAGUUCAGUGAUGUAGAUAUGGCACUAUCCCUAUCUUUCAGCAGAUAGGAGUUAAAAAAAUUGAGUUCCAAGUCUGCCAUAGUGUGUUCUGGGUUGAAGCAUUAUCGGUUGCUUUUCUGAGAACUGUUUUUCUUCGUGUGGAAUGAUCUCAGGUCUGUAACAGUUACCUGCACUUGUUGAAUGAACUGCUUCAAGCUUUCUCUGAAGCAGAGGCAGCAAAGGAGACUUACUUUAGCUGAGAAGGAUGGUUGGCUUUGCCUUCUGUCACUCAUGUAGUGAUCAGAAGUCUUCUGGGUAGCAUACUCAACUCCUUGUAUUUGCAGAUUAUGAAAUACAAGACACACAGGCUGUCACAGGAGACCGGGACUCCACCAGGCACAUGCUCUAACAGAAGGUUAGACUUAGGCUUGAUUUUAGGUUUUUGCUCGCAGUCAGUUAUCAGCAUUCCUCUAAAUGCUUUUUGGUCGGGUACAUUAAACAUCACACUCUUGAAGUAAAGGUACACCUGCUUUGUGGAUCCCAACAAGGAGCAAAUAAAAGAUUAGCAAAAAGUGGCUUUCACUGUCAAAACUAAAGUGCUUAAGAGCCUGUCCCUAGUGAGAUUUAGUACACCUGAGAAACUCUGGAAGUUUUUAAAGUCCAUGGCUUUUACAUGUCUUCAGGUCAGGCCACAGCAGAGCGAAGAUUUUGAACACUGUCAAAUUUCAGUUUGGGGUCUGAGAUCUUAAGUCCACUUGUGCCUUGAGCCCUGUAUCAAUAUGUAGGUCAACAUUAACUUAAUCCAAAUAUUUACUGAAUGCAGAGAAGAGGAAGCACAAUGACAAGUAUGCACUGAAAACUAUUAAGCAAAUAUGAAGGAUGAUCAGGUAUUUUGAAAAGCAGCUACACAAUGGCUAUGAAUUAUUUAAAUAAGAGAUAACCACAUGGCAGAGACCCCAAAUUACAGUAUUAAUUACACAAGCAGCAGUAUCUGACAUGAAAACAUUUUAUACUAACCUAAGAGGUUUAUAGAAAUGUCAGAGGCAGAGUGAUGGGAAACACAACUCAUUUAGAAUUGCCAGAAAUCAGAUCCUUUAGAAGUUAACAUAUCUAAUAGAAAUCUGUAGCUGUCAGAGAUCAGAGGUGCCCAGCCUUUGUAUGAAAUACAUAUCCUAACAGUCAUUCACAUCCUGAUCUUUCCCAAGCUUUUACCUUAAAAGGAAGAGUUAGCUGUUCUUGUUAAAUCCAUAAAUUUGUAGAUAGUUACUAGUUACUCAGUUUAUCUGAUUUCCAACUUUAUUUAAUUUAUUACCAUUAUUUUUCUGUGUAGCUGUCUGAACCAAUGGGAAUUUUGGAAUCAUGUAUCUCGAUUUUCCCAUGAAGAUCACAUCAGGUGACAGAAGUUUUGGACCAGACCCAAUAUGUGACUUAAGAAGUUAAGUAUCAGGUUCCCGGGUGCCUACGUUUAAGGUUAUUGGAAUCCAGAAUCCUGAGUGAGGCACCUUUUACCUGUGUGAAACACUACACAUCCCAGACCAGCCUGCUGGCUUCAGUCAGAGUUGUCUAACAUCAGCCUGUUCAGCAUGUGGGAAGAUCUCUGCUCAUUGCACAGCCGAGAACCCUUUUCUUAGGGUAGGAAGGAGUAGAAGCCUUUCAGAAAACAGGUCUAAGCUUUCCCUUAGCAGCGCAGGAGCCUGCUUACUAGUCUGCCGAUUCAAAUCUGUAUCUGAGAAAUGGGAGACCAAGAGUACAUUCCCACACUGGAGGGAGAUCAAACCCGUACGUCCCAUGGGGUGUUCUCUAACUACGUUCUAUUUAAGCUGUUGCACUGGGCACUGGUGUGCAUAAAGCCCAGCAGUGAAACUUAACCACCUCAUUUAGCAUAUCACCCACCUGAGGGUGAGCAAGACCUGGGUUCCAGCCCUUCUCUUUAGGAUACUUACUGUCUGUUUACUAUAUAUUUACUAUACUUACUUAGGGUAUCAGGUGGUAGAUUUCUUGAGAGGUCUACUCUCCUCUGUGUUGCUUCACGCCCAACAUAUCUCAACUGUUGCAGAGCAAUCCCAGGAUCAGUGGAAGAUUCUCCUAGGUAACAUUUCAGCAGCAGCUGUGCUGGUUUAAUUGCACAAAGCUGUGAAGAGGAGUGUUCCUGCUCCCCCUGCACCUGCUCUGGGGCUACUUGGAGUCUCUCUCAAGCCAGUUCAGCUCACUAGAAUGGCAGGAUGCCAUCUUCCACUUGUUUGGGUUUUUUUCCUUUCUUUUCUUCUGAGAGAGUUUUCUACCAUUUUAGUGAUUUCAAAUGACUCACUGAGUGGUCCAGCAGGCACAGGGUGCAGCAGCAAAAGGAGGACUUCCCCUUUCGACAGCUGUGAACUCACCACAAGCUUAAAGAAUGACUUGUCACCUGGAGGCUAGGAGACUUUUCUAAGGUAGGAAAUGUGAAUUGAAAUUCCUUCUUUUUUAAGCCUAGACAAGACCUGAGGUCUUGUUGCCCUCCUAAAAUGAGACCUUUACUUACGGAGCUCCAGCAAGAAAGUCCUGGCUCUGUCUCUUGAUGUAUUCCAGAGCCUGCACUUGAUUUUAUGGAGUGCCACAACACAGAAUGGGAAGCUCGGCUGGAACAUUUCCUGGUCGUUCCUACUAGGAGAAAGGCUGAUUGAUUCACAUUGGAUGCAGUCCUACUUAAUUGCAGAGACUGUGUAGAGAACCAAGUUCUUCUGAGCAUAUGUAGACAACUUCCCUGAUCGCAAAGCCUGUCAUGCAGACCAGUGCUCUGCCUAACUUGUCCUCACUCUUCUCUUUAUAGACCUGCAGAGAUACAGAAGGUCUCCUCAUUUGUAUUUCAGUGGAAUCUUAAACUUUACUAUCUCUUCCUACCCUUGCAUUUGCAGGGGUGACCCAUGGAGAUGUAAAUCUUCUAGAUUACUCACUGUCCUGCAUGACCCAUCCCUCUAAAGACCCAUCAAAACAAAGUAAUCUCACAGACUUUGCAGAGGAAAUAAAAACAAAUAGAGAAAAUCCACAUGGUAAUUCUGCAACAUUCUUACCAACAUCAAUGCCUGCAUAGUUAGUGCUUUCAUAAAGAUAGAUUUCAAGUUUUAAAAAAUACUUUGAUACCUCUGCACAAAAAACUACCUUUCUGACAACUUUACUAACACUUCAUAAGAGACUUUUUCAAUGGGCUACUUAAUAUCAAAGAGUUCUUUUUGAAAAACACAUGCAAAAAACCAAGUUACUGAAAAAGGUUCAGCGGUUUACACAAGUUUUCUUCACUGUUACCAUUUUUGAUCACAACCCAAAGCAACAGCAGUGCAAAAUCCUCACAAGCCUUUUUUUUAACUCAAGUUUCAGAUAUGGAUUGGAAAAAACAGUACAAAUUCUCUCUUUUUACUCUCAGGCAUGUCCUGAUGCACAGUAUGUUUUCUGUGACAACUCUAGCAGUUGACUCAAUAUCCCUAACUGGUUUCAGUGACACUGCAGCAUUAUCACAAAGCCGGGUAACUCUUAAAUGAGUAAUAACACAGCUUUAAUCAGUUUUAAUCUAUAUAAAGUACUCAGAGAUCACUACUAUGAAGUAUAAGCAGCCAAACAUAGAAGACAGCUCCAGUUCAUUCUGCAGAACUGUGUUCAGUAACACAUCAAUUUACAACUCUCAAAGCUGCUGUGCAGACCCUUCCACCACCACCAAUGCAGAGGAGUCCAGGUUAGUUUUUCACCACGGGAAAUUAAAUUGUUUUAAUAUGUAUAAGCACACAACGUCUCCAAGCCAUUGAACAGUCCCAGCCAGUAGUUAACUUGAAUUCUCUGCUAAUGUUUAAGGCUCUGGAGACCUAUCCAUAAUUAUUUAUGUACCUGUUGUCCAAGUGUUCUUUGAGUUCACAGUCAUAAUGCUGACUGCAAACUAAAAAUAGUCGAAAUGAAGAGACAGGCAAAGACAGAAGGCUGCAAUGAAGUUUCUGUAUCUCGGUGUUUAUUACUUAAAAUAACAUCUAACCUUAUUUAUGAUCCGUUUAUGUUUCUUAGGGAUGCAGUGGCAUGUCUGUUACAGCUCAAGGGGCAUGAAUUAAAAUAGUGUUCCAGCAUUGUUGAAGGCUGCAACCUGCCAGCUGAAACAAAGACUAUGAAGAAACCACAUAAGUGUGUGAGGAUCCAAAUAACCAUACCUUCAAAAUAAACACAACACGCAAGGGCUUUUUAGGGAUUACAGCUGCAGUGUGGCUGGCUUAUGAAGACAAAACAUGGCAUGCAUCUCCAAACCUGCCUGCCUACCUCCUUCUUCUGCCUCUCUGAAUUUAUAGCUUGACUUUUAGAGUCUGAAGCAAAGAGUAGUGAGAUGAGCAAUUCUAAUGCCUUUGCUGUAAGGGAACAGAGAACCCAGCUGCCCAGCACAGUCUCUGCAAUGCCGCAUUCACCAAUGUGUUGCACAAGAUUGCAGCUGCUUUUUCCACCUGUUUUUCUUCUGAGAAUUAGCAUCUGAAGCCACAAACAUGCAGGAAUUUGAUUUAAAAGCUAAAUGGAGGUCCUAUGAGCCCAGCUCACGAAAUCGCCAGGAAGAUCUUCAGGACGGCAGAUUCAAGACGCUGACCCUGCCCGUCAGCGGGAGCCCGGCAGCUGGCUGCCAUGGCCCCGAGCGCUGGUGCCGACACCCGCCGAAGGGGAUUUCUGUAGCUGACCCCACGCAGGCUUCAUCAGCAGUUUCUUGAUGCUUGGAAAAUUCUGACACCCACCCUGUUGGACUACUUGUAACCAGUGCCUAAGACUACAAAAACGUAUGUGUGGAAGAACCUUUCCUUGAAGGACGCGUCCAUCUCAAUACUGUAGAAACUCUGUGCAAGCCUUGCAAGGCAGGAGAGCAAUUUGUGCUUCCGUUGACGCUCGUGUGUAAUCUCUGCUUCUUAUGCACUCCAGCACCCCUAUCAGUUCCUUGUUCUCCUUCACCAGCCCUGCAGUGAAAAGGCUGCUGGGCUGGAAACAAGGAGAUGAAGAGGAAAAGUGGGCAGAAAAAGCUGUUGAUUCCUUGGUGAAGAAGUUAAAGAAGAAGAAAGGUGCCAUGGAAGAACUGGAAAGGGCUCUGAGCUGCCCGGGUCAGCCCAGUAAAUGUGUCACGAUCCCACGUUCCCUGGAUGGGCGGCUGCAGGUGUCUCACCGCAAGGGGCUUCCCCACGUCAUAUACUGCAGAGUGUGGCGCUGGCCUGAUUUACAAUCUCACCAUGAGUUGAAACCACUGGAGUGUUGUGAGUUCCCAUUUGGCUCAAAACAGAAAGAAGUGUGCAUUAACCCCUACCAUUACCGGCGGGUGGAAACCCCAGUUCUACCUCCUGUACUCGUUCCAAGACACAGCGAGUUUAACCCUCACCUCAGCCUCCUCGCCAAGUUUCGAAACACUUCUCUGCACAGCGAGCCGCUGAUGCCGCACAAUGCCACCUAUCCUGAUUCUUUCCAGCAUCCUCCGUGCACCCCUUUUCCAUCAUCACCCAGCCACAUGUUCUCCCAGUCGCCUAGCAGCAUCAGCUACCCCAACUCACCAGGAAGCUCUUCUGGACCGGGAAGUCCCUAUCAGCUCACGGUGGAAACUCCACCCCCACCUUACCAUGUAAGAGAACCUCCAGGAACCCACAAUGGGCGGUCAAUGGAUGCAAUAGCUGAAAGUCAACUAGUGCUGUCUUUGCCCAAUGGAGACUUUCGGCCUGUUUGCUAUGAGGAACCCCAACAUUGGUGCUCAGUUGCUUACUAUGAACUCAACAACCGGGUAGGGGAGACUUUCCAGGCUUCCUCACGAAGUAUCCUUAUAGAUGGAUUUACAGAUCCCUCAAAUAACAAAAACAGGUUCUGCCUGGGACUGCUCUCAAAUGUAAACCGCAACUCUACUAUAGAAAACACCAGGAGACACAUAGGAAAAGGUGUUCAUCUUUACUAUGUUGGUGGGGAAGUUUAUGCUGAAUGUGUCAGCGACAGCAGUAUUUUUGUGCAAAGCCGCAACUGUAACUACCAGCAUGGUUUCCACCCAGCCACUGUCUGCAAGAUCCCCAGUGGCUGCAGCCUCAAGAUCUUCAACAACCAGCUCUUUGCCCAGCUGCUUGCCCAGUCAGUCAAUCAUGGUUUUGAAGUGGUGUAUGAGCUGACCAAGAUGUGUACUAUUCGAAUGAGCUUUGUUAAAGGCUGGGGAGCGGAGUAUCAUCGCCAAGAUGUUACAAGCACGCCCUGCUGGAUUGAGAUUCACCUCCAUGGACCGUUGCAAUGGCUGGAUAAGGUGCUGACACAGAUGGGCUCGCCUCAUAACCCCAUCUCCUCAGUCUCUUAAGAAUCAUCUCUAGAAUUCCCUUAGGAUGGAUGCUAUUGCAGGCAGUGGCUUAUAGGGUUUCCAGUGAACAGAAGCUUCUAUAUGUAGAUGUAUGUAGAUGUAAAUAUAUCUAUACAUAGUCUACUCUCCUUUUUCUCUUUUUUUCCAUGCUACAUUUUGUGGUUUCUAGUUACUCUGAUGCCAGUACAGUAAGUUUAGAAAUUCAGGUAUAGCGUAUCUGUUCUCUAGUACAAAAUAAGCCAAAUUCCUGCAAAAGUGUCAAACAUUUCCUGUGAGCAUCUUCAUUCCCCAGCCAAGCCAAUAAAUGGUGCGAAUUCUCAGCACUUUCAUGUGGAUUCAGAAACCUGGCUGUAGCUGUUCCUAGUAGGUGAAAUUCACCCCUCUGCAGGCAACCAAAGUCAGAUCUCUACACCAUUUAUAUCCAUUUUACAUCCUAAUUUCAGGUCUAAAAGAGGACCUUAGAUGGUGCACAGGAAUUGUGCAUAGAGAUGACUUUUGUCCAGUGAACUGAAGGACUAAACUGCAAUUCCAGUCUGUCUCCCUACUGCAAAGCACGAUGGGGCAACAGAUACACUGAGGAGCUGCAGCACCCCUGUCUCCCCUAGGAUUUGGCAGGAGGAGAGAGCCCUCGGGACGCAUUCAGCACUGGAGCCUUAUCAGAGCAUUCUGGACGCAUCCGAGUAGUCUGAUACUGUUAACACAGUAGCGUACGGUACUGCUGCACUGAAAAGCAACAAGCUCCUAAGGAAAAAAAGAAGAAAAUUUGAAAUAUAUGCCUAUAAGUUUAAAAACUAAUUAACUUCCAGUGCUUUUUUGCAAAGUACAUACAUACUUGCAUAUGUAUCUGGCAUGUAAACCGAAUCCUAUCCAUUAUACAGUAUUGAUGUAGUUUGUUUUAAAGUUAGGACUCUGUAGUUAGACUACUGUGCUGAUAUCAAGGGUACGUCUAAAAGGGACUUGAACUGUGAUUCAGAAAAGGGAAAUGAAGUGUGCAUUGAAGAACCGACUAAUUAUCAUUCGUCUUGGGAUAGUCUCUGUACUGGGAAGAGGAAGCCCCAGGCUCACAGGAUGCAGUGAGGAGGAGGUGGGAGGCAGCCACGUCCAUCCCCUGUGCUGGCCAGUCCUCAGGAUCUGAUGGCAAUGCUCGGGUCUGACGGCGAGGGCUUCCCUGCCAGUCACUUCGUACAUCCCCAUGGAUGGUUCCUCGUCUUAGAUACAGGCUGCAUCGUUUGCAGUGCUUUUGCCUCGCCUGCAGAGGAUGGUGAGGCAGUGUAAGCCACGAACAAGCAAAGAGUGAAUCUAUGUGCAGAACCUUUUUUAAAAGCUCCUUGUCCGUGGUCCUUUUGUAAGCAGGGAAACCUAUUGCCCGUACCCUCAUCCACAGAGCCAGCCUUACAAAAUGCUGUUCACUUGGUAACCUUUUCUGAGGAGGCAGGUGAAACUCUUACUACAUUUUGAUGGUCCCCCUUACCUUGCUGAAAGGGUAGAGGAUUAUUUCUUUCCAGGCAUAACAGUCCACUGAAAAUGGUUGUGCUUUAAGGGUCAGAAAGAGCGAUAACUUCUCCAAUCUCCUUCCUCUUUAGAAUACGCCAGAAGUAUCCUGAGGGGAAAAAAAUGUUUUACAGAAUGUUUCUGUUCUUCUCACACAAUAUCUGGUGCUACAUAUUUUACUGCAUAAUUAGAAGAGGAUGCCUGAAAUCUUCAGCUACAUCACAUAUGCAAAGGAAAUACCAUUCACUGGAAAGACUUUCCAUGUGUUUUAGAUGCUAUGUAAUACCUGUUACAGGGUGGUAAUUAUGAACAGAGCAGAAGAAUCAGUAAACUAGCAGGGUUGCUUGGUUUGAAUGCAUUUUCAGCUGCCUGAAGAAUUUGUAGGGCACAGAAGGAUAAAUUAUUGUUCAGUUUGAGCAGUAAUAGGAAGUUGUAUAGGAAAUCUGUAAACGCGAAGAACCCUAUUCUGUCACCGUUUGACAUCAGCAGUGUCACUGUGGGAUAGGAAAAGCUUUACAGUCUCCUGCAGCAAUUAAAUCCAAUAAUGAUGUUACACAGAAAUUCCAGGCAUGCCAUGUACUGUUCAGAGAGAUCAGUCUGGAAAAAGACAUGUUCCUCAGCUCCUUCUGUCAUCAGUGUCACUGUACCAAGGUACUGGUAACACCAUUUUUAACAUGUUUAUUGCACCAUUUCGCCAGUAAUUUCUCUGUGAUUUUCACGUUGCUCAUCCCUUUGCUUUCUUAGCAGCUAAGGACAGAGAAAAUCACCUCUUCUGUCUAGGAUCUAGCUCGGUCCUUCAUCCUAGAUUCUUCCUUACCUUUUAGGCUGAAACCUCCUUCGCUCCUAAUAGAGAGAGAAGCCUAGGGGUUGCUUUUAGACAUUCCCAGCAUUGUCAUCUUCCUCGCAGAGAGCAAAGGUGGACGCUCUGAGGCGCAUCUGCUCUUGGGCAGCUCCAGAACCCGGUUUCCUGCUGAUGCUGCGGAGGAAAACUGGAUGGCCAGUGAAGAGAAGCAGGUUCCUCUGGGGCAUCGUUCAUUUCAUCCUAAGGCAGGUAUUUCAAGUAGGUGAAAUACACUGCGCUGUGAGCACGCUUAUGUCUUCCCAUUGAGUAUAAGGGGAACUCAGGGUCACUAGCUCAGAUGUGGACUGCUACAUUGGACAUAUCCAAAAGUAGGUGAGGUGGGCCCUAGGGAAGAUGUGAUCGCUUUCCCAGCCUAGUAAUGAUGCUUGCUCACUAAGUGCCUAAAUGUGUUUAAAUGGAAGUUGGUAAAUUCAGAGCAGUUUUUCCCUUCCUGUAUGUCUACUUUUAUAGUAAUCCUCAUACAGAUAGGACCUGGCUUCAGUGCAGUCCACACAUGCAUCUCAUUAAAGGUAGUCACCUUAAUAUUCCCUUACUAGUAAGUAAAGAGGCAUUUCUGGAGCAUGAUUUUCUGACCUAUUUAAAAUGUCUGCAUUAGGAUGAGAUGAAUUUCAGCAAAUUUAGCCAUUUGCUGAAAGUUGGAUCGAAGCAUCUGAUUCUGAGCAAUCAGCCAACAGCCACCCAGAGUUGUUAGCCUUUGGGAAGGCUGGUAUCACUGCGUGAACUAUUUCCUACUUUUUGAUGGCCUCUAGGGCCUUAGUCCACUGUAUGAGAUGCUGUGCAAACACACAGCAGCUGACAGUUCCUUCCCAAGAGAAGGGGAGAGCUCACAUCACAAGGGAGAAGUGGUAACAGUGGACGAGGCAAACAAGUAAAUAGGAAGAUGAGAUCUGCCUAGAUGCAGUGAUAAAAGUAAGGCUAAUAAGCCAUUUAUUUCCCUUUCUUUUUGAACACUCUGUCUUACAGGCUUCUCUAGUAUAUGUGAAUUGAGCUCAGUUAAAAAUUCAGGUUUCUCAUAAUUCACAGCAAUCUAACUUUGUAUCUCACUCUAAUGUCUCCCCAUUUUGGAAGGAGAUAUUUUCUGCUGAAAGGUCUUCAUGAACCUAUCAACCUAUAGUCGAUUUAAAGCCUUUAAAUGUUCUCAUUAAUACUCAAGCUUUGGAGAUAGGCUUCCUGAGAGAUUUAAAACCACUUGCAGGGAGACUACGUAGUCCAAGACAGAUUUUUUUUUUUAAAAUGUUUUUUGAACCAUCAACAGUUCAAACCCUCUUGAAAGUCUCUGUGGAGAAGUACCAUGCAUCACCAGGCAACGGUGGGAGUUUGAUCAGGUGGAGGCAUAAAGCUUAUUCAUCAUGGUACGUAGACCACUUGUUUUCCUAUUAAAUGGUCAAGAGAAGACAACUGCUUAAUUGCUGCCCAUUCUUCAGCAGCACCAGUAUUAAUGUGCCGUUUGCAUCCAGAGGUGAGGGGAGCAAAUCUAGCGCGCUGCCUGCAUGGAGCCGUUCAGUGGCACUGCUGCUCUGACGGCUCCGUCCCAUAACCUUGCACUGUAACAGCUGAUCAGGUACGGUAUAGCAAUGGCUGUAGCAUUCAGAAGUGCAGCACAUGCUUUGCCUCCCCAUCAGAGGCUAUGCCACAAAUGUCUUUACUCCUCCUGAGAAUUUCAUGUUUUGGCAUGCUCAGUCUGAAGGAUAAUGUAUCAGCAACACAAAGGGGAACUGUGGCCCCGAGUAACAUCAACUGGAGUCGAGGAAAUUCCUUCUGUGUCUCCAGCAGGUACUGUGUCAAGACUUUCACCACCCUGAGCAGCCUUCUCUGAGUGGUCCCUGCCUUGAGCAGGGUGUCAGACUGGAUGCCCUGCAGAGAUCCCUUCCAAUUUACAUUAUUCUGUGGUCUGUGCAGAGAUUCAAUGACAGCUGGUUGCCACAGGCAGGAGCUCUCUGUUAGCAGAGGCAGUUUCAAGAUGAAGCAUGUUUAUCCUCAGCUAUUUCUGCAUGACUUUGGUGCAGAACAGAGUUACGAGGUAUUAAUGUUCCCUCAGCAUAAGAUCAAAACUGCAAACAUUCCUCAGUGUAAACAUCAUCUCUGCCACACAACUCUUAAAAUGGAAAAAAUCAGGCAUUUGUGACUGUAACUUUAUCUAAUCUGCCCUUGUUCAUCCUGGCUUCACCUUUGCCUAUAAGCUCUGUGAAUCAGAAGGUCUCACCAGCGACUGAGGAGUUGCUCAAACAGCUGGAUUUGAAGAGGCAGCUCAGGCACUGUUUGCUUCUUGGCUGGAUGGAAACAAUUUAUAAAAAGAAGCCUGAUCGAAUUUAGUAACUCUGAAGGGAUCUCAAGUAUAAGGCCAAUGUUCUUGGCUCAUUAGAGACUUCUCUGGUGCAGCUAUAGCUUUCAGGAAUACUUGAGCACUACAUGGUGCUCAGCACAGGAAAGAAACAUUACAUCCUCUGUACUAUUCACCUCUCCUCCUGGCUCCCCAUAACCUGACUUAGAAAAACCAAAACCAAACACAAUAAAGAAAGAUUAAUGAGUCAUAGGGCAGAGUAAUUAAAUACCAUUUUUCAAAGUUGAGAAGUGCUGCCCAGAAUAUAGAUUAUAUCAUCAGAAAUGUACUGAAUGUAACGUCCCAUGUGCUGUCCAAGCCAAAGGCAAGAGCUCCUUGCUCUGGACAAGCCUGGAGAGCAGGCUCUUACUUGGACAUCUGAACCCCAGCCCUUCUGGGUGAGUGGAAACCCCACUGAAGGGGCUGAGAAGAUUUUUCCAGAGGACUUAUAGUUCAUGGUUGGUUGCAGUAGCCAGAGAUGCAGUGAGACAAUGACGGGACUGGGGAGGAGGUGCUCCUGGGAGCAGAAAUGCUCAGUGGUCAUCGCUAGAGGUAUCAAGGCAGUACAUGCUUGGGCAGCCAUUGUGUUCACUGGAACUUUUUACAUUCACAUCUAAACUAAUCGUCAAGACCUGUUUUAGGAGCAGCUUGGGGUACCACAAUCCUUGACUUGGUGCUUCCAACACACCCUGCCUGGCUGAGUGUGCCAGCUGCUUGGUUAAGCCAUUAGGUAUGUUGGGGCAAAUGGCAUCCCAUGUGAUGCAGGGAGUAGGGUCUCCUUGCAUCUGGAAACUGCACUUGCAAGAUUAACCUCUGCCUCGCUGCAGGACUAAUGAGUUCAGCUUUGGGGCAACCAUUCAAGGACACUAUCAGCACAUCCAGUUUGAGCUCCUCAAACAAGAACAGAAACUGCACGACUGAAAGACACGGAUCAUACAGAGCGUCUGCCUGGGAACUGCAAUAAAGCAACUCGCUUCAUGCCUAGGUGGGAAAUUGCAGUGCCCAAAGGAAGAUGGAAUCAGCAGGAACUUUCACAGGGACUCCCGACUAUGAAAUUACAUUUAUAACAGGAGCUAAGAACGGACAAGAAUGGCUUCCCUGAGAGUGACUAAGAGGUCAGGUUACCAUCAAAAAAGAGCCUGAUGAUAGAGUUGGUUCCAUCUUGCAGCAGGGAGAGAGAUUAUAUGAGACUUUAGAUCUGUGGAUUAAAACCUCCUCAACCUGGAGGCUUCAUUGCAGUGACUGAAACAGGGCUUCUUCAUAACGGCAGCUCUGGGCAGACCUUUCUGCAGGGUACAGAAAGCCUGAGUGGGCAUUUAGUCUUUGUUCAGCAGAGAGAAAUCGCUUUGUGUCUCUGGCGCAGACAGACACUUCUGCAUGUUGUGCACCAGCACAAAACACAGCCUUUGGUUUGUACUGAUCAUCUACUCGUAGGAAGCUCCGGCGUGGCCAGGAGCAGCCAAAAUCCUGUUACCUGUUCCCCCCAGGGCUUUCCAAACAGCUUGCCCAGGCGUGCCUUACAUUGUAUUGCCAUAUUGAUGCCACAGUAUCCUGCCAGGCAGGUGAGGUGUACGAGAGUCCUCUCCAGAGGACACCUCCACUUGCACCUGGGCCGUGCUUGCAAACUUGAUGCCUGUACAGAUAAUGAGUCUAAUUUGCAGGCCAUGUCUCUUAUGCAAGGUAGACAUAACCACUACAUCCUCCAGAGUCAGCUACUCUUCCCUUAUAGCCAAUGUGAACAUUUGCAGCUAAUUGUGAACGGUUUUUAGAUCUUCAGUCAUAGUGUUUUUAUUAUCCAUGGAUGCUGCUAUUUUAUAUUUCGUGUUAGUAUUCAAAUAAUAUUGCAUAUGAAUAGCAUAGGAAGAAAUAGACCAACCAGUUAAUAAUUUUAAAUACAGACCUCAUCAGCAAAGAAAAGCUAGAAAAAACUUGCUAAAGCCUGACCCCUUGCACUUUCACAGUAGCGAGCACAUCAUGUUUUAAAGUGGGUUUUUUUGAUGCUAAAGUGUGUGUUAAAGCUUAUUCAGAGUUAUGUCCAUGAGGCGCUUUGCAAAUGAGAGCAAGGGAACAAACGUAAUGAUGAGCAGAGAUAAUGCACAUUCAGAUACAUUUUCUUUGCUUAAUCAAGCAAUUUGAGUUUUUAAUUAUUUAUAAUACUUUUUAAGUACAAGUCAAAUGUACCACAGCAUACUUUCUGCAGAGAAAUCAGUGUUAGCAGUUUAAUCCCUCAUUUCAGUAUCACCUCUGUGACACAAAUGGGGCUGAGAAGCGAGACAAGAAAGUGAAGAAACAGGCCUUUUUGUGUGGAUCAACAAAGCCAUAAGGUUGCAAAGUUCUAUACAGUCAAGGGGCCAAAAUGGUGGAUUCGAGCAAGGCAUGGGUUUUUUGCAUUAAGUACAAGCUAUCAGUCUGGUGCCGAAAAGCACCGUGAAUCAUACAUAGAUUUAAUGGCGUCACUUGUGUCUAUGAACAAUUCUGCCCUCUCUUUUCCAUCAGAAUCAAAGCAAAACAUCUGCACCAUCCAGAAUAAAGUAUUAUUCACAGUUAGUGAUACUCUGUAAAAGUGUAGAUCGCUGUAUAAAGAAAGCUACUUGGACUCUUGCCUCUUGAGAAUGAAAAAUCUCAGACAUUACUUAGUUUCAGGAGCCUGAGAGAUCAGGGCAGCUCAGAGUCCUCCAGCUCUAGUCCAUGCCCUGUUGUAUCAAGAAAGAUGUAACAACUGCUAAUCAAGUGGACAUUUUCACAAGCAUUCCUCCUGCUGCAUUUGAUUUGAGGCAUUCUGAAGUCAACAUAGUCUGAUGUUUGAAUAAUACACUUUUUAACACACUCCAUUUUCUUUGGCUGGAAUUAUUCUAUUGUAAAAGGGAUUAUUCAUGUCUUGUGUUUUACUGUUAAUAAAGAUAUUUCUGAUUUAA